Molecule: messenger RNA, 945 nt
Organism: Bacidia gigantensis
Lineage: Eukaryota; Fungi; Ascomycota; Lecanoromycetes; Lecanorales; Ramalinaceae
Exons: 3
Coding region: 1-945 (314 amino acids)
Molecular function (GO): RNA binding
Source: RefSeq, a predicted model, not a curated record
AUGGCUAAUCGCGCUGAGCUUUCUAGCAAUUGGCGGACCAGUAGACCCAUCUCUUCUUUACCGGACAACAAUAACAAGCGAAAUUCUGAGCAAACACACUCUUACAACACUAAAAUCGAGACUAUACGCGGCGAAAAUGAUCCAGAAACGUUCAAAGCCAUUGAGGAAGGAAGACGGCUAUAUGUGGGCAACUUACCCUCCAUGGCAAAACCCGAAGACAUCACCCAGUUUUUCUCGAACAAUAGGUAUCAAAUGUGGGUAUCUCAGUACUCAGCUUUAUAUCGUGAUGUGUUGAUACCAUUCAUAUUGAUCCGCAUUGCUGACCAAGGCGCCUCUAGAGAGCAUAUUAACAUGUCAAUCGAUCCAUACACUGGUAGAAACCCAUCAUAUUGCUUUGUGGAACUCGGAGACCGAGCACAAGCGUAUCGUGCGACGCAGGAGCUGAGUGGCCAAGACUUGCUAGGUCGACCGGUCAAACUUGGGCCUGGUAUUGCAAGAUCAACAGAAAGGAAAUCUAGAGGCAACAUGAGGAAUCAACAACAUCCCGAGGAACCUGUUUUUCAACGCUGGACUAGGACUGACGCGUCCAAUCAUUGGCAAGGUUACACUGAGGAGGGUCGUAGGCUUUGGGUGGGCGGACUUCCGCGGAUGGCAGGGCACGCUGCUGUUAAUGCCGGGAUUCGCGAGAUCUUUGACGGGUUCCACAUUGAGGCCGUCAGCAAGGUAAUUAUUCCAAAAGAGCCAGAAUUUGGCCAUGCGAAGGCGUAUAAUCAUCGCUACCUCUUCGUUGAUUUUGAGAGCGCCGAAGAGGCACGACAAGCCGCCAAAGCUAUCGAUGGGAGGUAUGCAUGGGGUGUUCAAAUCCGUGUACGAGUUGCACAGAUGAGCGACUCUCGCAAAGCUCAUGAGCGCGAAAAUUGGAACGACGAACCAAAUAAGUCAUAG